Molecule: messenger RNA, 965 nt
Organism: Sitophilus oryzae (rice weevil)
Lineage: Eukaryota; Metazoa; Arthropoda; Insecta; Coleoptera; Curculionidae
Exons: 2
Coding region: 42-461 (139 amino acids)
Molecular function (GO): DNA binding
Source: RefSeq, a predicted model, not a curated record
UUGUGCUUCGUGUGUGUGUUUACAAACAGCUUACUAAUAGCAUGGAUAAGAAAAAACGAUUGAAUUAUUCUUCUGAAGCUUUAAAUAAAGCUAUUGGUGCCGUUCAGGCAGGAAUGCCUGUUAAAACCGCUAGCAAAAAGUAUAACGUUCCUAGAGCAACUCUGCAAGAUAAAGUCAAGGGCAGAACGUUGUUGGGAAAAAAAUGCGGUCCAGAAACUACCCUCACGGAACCAGAAGAGUCUUUGCUUGUUCAGUGGCUAUUCGAUAUAUCAAAACGUGGGUUUCCUGCGACAAAAAAACAAGUUUUGGAUAGCGUUCAGCUCCUCCUGAAAGAAUUAGGUCGGACGAAUAAAUUCACAGAUGGUCGACCGGGACGCAAGUGGUAUGAGUUAUUCUUAAAAAGACAUCCGGAGCUCACCACAAGAAUUCCACAAAAUCAUCUGGCUCAAGAGCCAUCCUAAAUGAAAACAGAAUUCGCUAUUGGUUUAAAGAAGUGGAAACCUAUCUGAAAGAUUCCAAUAAUUUCGACAUAACUUUGAACUCCAAUCGUGUCUUCAAUUGCGAUGAAACCGCAUUCUUCUUGUGCCCUAAGGGUGACAAAGUGUUAGUGAGAAAAGGGGAGAAAACAGUUACUCGUUUUCUAAUAAUGAUGAUAAAGAAUGUCUUACAACGUUAAUUACCUGCAGUGCAUCCGGAAAGAUUCUUCCUCCAAUGGUUGUUUUUAAUUAUAAACGGAUUCCCAAAUCUAUUACAGAUAAUUUUCCUCAACGUUGGGCCAUUGGAAAAUCUGACAGUGGUUGGAUGACGGCCGGGACUUUCUACGAAUAUAUCGCCAAUAUUUUUUAUCCUUGGAUAAUUGCUGAAAAUAUUCCUCUUCCUGUAAUCCUGUUCUUAGACGGCCACACCUCUCAUUUAUCUUUAACGCUUAGUCAAUUUUGCUCCAAAGCAAAUAUAAUUUUAAUAUC